AUGUGUGUUUCAGAAAAAACUCGAAAAGCAAAAGACGAACGGAUGGAGGAACACUUCGGGAGUAUGACGGAGAGCGAGACGGCAGUUGACGACGAUGAAAUCGACUCGCUCAUCCAGACUGUCUUUUCCGACACUCAGCCGCCUCAGCAUUUUACAACAGAGGACUUCAUCGACUCGAACACACAAACCGCACGGAUAGAAGGCAAAAUGUACUCCUUGAAAGACACCGUCAACGUCAUUUCGCAGUCGUUCCCAACAUUCACACAACCCCAGAACCACUUCGAUUUUUCUCUGAUGGAUAUCUUAACACAAAACAUAUUGACACCAUACUUGGCACAACUACCACAGACGACUAUGGCGUUUGAAGCUUCCAAAUCCCUUUUCCCAAAUAGUUACUUGGACCAAUUUGUUGCCGCUCGGUACUCUCUUUCGUGUUAUUUUAAGGCAAUGCAGUUGUUCUCAAAGUCCUUGUUGGAGUGUGGGCAAUGCUCGAAUGAAAAAUUUAGAGUGAUUUUCUGUGUGAUCAAUGGUGGGAAGAUUCAAGACUUCUUGGCAAAGACACAAUGCCUCUUUAAAACAGUUAUUAAGACACCAACCCUAGUUUUGCAUGGGAUGUACCCUGGAGACGUUAUUGUAUUUGCGGAUGUCAUGGAAAAUAAGGAGAUGAAAGUGUACGCAUGGGGAUCUGUAGAGCAGUCUCCGAGUGUAAAUAACCCCGCUGCGUUCGAGUUGAACUUUUCAGUUCGGGACUUUAGUGCGAUCAACGAGUUUUCUUUGAGAUGCGAGGAGUACUCUGUUUUGUGCGAGAGCGACGGUCUUUCCUUUCUUCUUUCAAACAACAAAACCAUUGCAGAGACUGUCUUUGCGUAUUUGAUGAGCGAGUUAGUCAAGAAGGAGCGCGACACUUUCAGUUUUGUGACUACCAUAGUCGAGCCACAAUUUUGCACGUUGUGUCGGAAUGAGUUAAAGUAUCAAAGAAGUACUUGUAGGCACUGUCCGGGAUGCGACGACUAUUUUCAUGAGAAGUGUUUGUCUGAAGAGAAUAGUAUGUAUUGCUGUUCGGACUGUUAUUCAAACUCGUUUGUUCGGUGUGAAGCGUCUGGAACGCUAUAUCCGUUCCAGCGGUUGAAAAGAUGUUUGUUGUGUCGAUCGAAGUUUGUAUGUCAAAAGGAAAUCGAGCUUCGAGGAGUUACGAUGUUCUGUUGUCGUGAGUGUCGAGGGAAGUACCAAUCUGCUGUGUCAAACUUUUACAUGGAAAAAUGCUACUCAGUUGCAGCACAGAAAAUGAGCGAGAUGUACCACGCGUUUCCGGAGAUAAAGGACAACCCCAACUUCUUCUUGGCUAUGCUCUUUGUUGUGCGAGAGGAUAUCAAAAAAGGAAGUUCGUAA
This is a messenger RNA of Entamoeba invadens IP1, 1389 nucleotides long. RefSeq lists its product as hypothetical. The record is from RefSeq and is a predicted model, not a curated record. The coding region runs from base 1 to 1389 and encodes 462 amino acids. The transcript has a single exon. NCBI's taxonomy places the organism in Eukaryota, Evosea, Mastigamoebida, Endamoebidae.